This is a messenger RNA of Opisthocomus hoazin, 4236 nucleotides long. Lineage: Eukaryota; Metazoa; Chordata; Aves; Opisthocomiformes; Opisthocomidae. The record is from RefSeq and is a predicted model, not a curated record.
CAGGUUUCCAUGAAGAUAAACAAUUGAAAUGUGGAUAGCCUGUUUGUAGCUUGGUGGUGGCUGUCAUCUGGAACCUGGUGGUGUCUCCUCCCACUAGCUGGUGUAACAUUGGCUGCUGACGGCCAUGAAGGUUGUACCGGAGAAGAAUGCUGUCCGCAUCCUGUGGGGUAGGGAACGGGGUACCCAAGCCUUGGGUGCUCAGCGGCUCCUGCAGGAGUUGGUGGAGGAUAAAACUCGAUGGAUGAAAUGGGAGGGCAAGAAAGUUGAGUUGCCAGACAGUCCACGCUCCACCUUCUUGCUGGCGUUUAGUCCAGACAGGACCCUAAUGGCUUCCACACAUGUGAACCACAACAUCUACAUCACAGAGGUGAAAACGGGCAAGUGUGUUCAUUCCUUGGUUGGACAUCGCCGCACUCCCUGGUGUGUCACCUUUCAUCCCACCAUCCCAGGCCUCAUUGCUUCAGGAUGCCUAGAUGGGGAGGUUAGAAUUUGGGAUUUACACGGUGGAAGUGAGAGCUGGUUCACAGAUAGCAACAAUGCCAUUGCAUCGCUUGCUUUUCAUCCUACGGCUCAGCUCUUGCUGAUUGCAACUGCCAAUGAGAUACAUUUCUGGGACUGGAGUCGUCGGGAGCCUUUUGCAGUGGUGAAGACGGCUAGUGAAAUGGAGAGGGUCAGGCUGGUACGGUUUGAUCCCUUGGGACACUACUUGCUCACAGCAAUUGUUAACCCUUCUAACCAGCAGAGUGAUGAGGAAGUGGAAAUCUCCGUGGACAGCACAGAGAUGCCGCAUUAUCGCCAGCGUGCUAUCCUUCCAUCUCAGCCUGUGAGGCGCACACCCCUCCUCCACAACUUCCUGCAUAUGUUGUCCUCCCGCUCCUCUGGCAUACAGGUGGGAGAGCAAAACAGUGUUCAAGACUCUGCUACCCCAUCCCCUCCACCGCCUCCACCACCACCACCUCCGCCUGCAGCCAGUGAGAACACAAGGGCAUCUGUCUAUAACAGGCUCCGGGAGCGUGUCAGCUAUCCCACAGCAGAGUGCUGCCAGCACCUGGGGAUGUUGUGCCUUUGCAGCCGAUGCUCUAGUGCAAGACUUCCUUCUUCUCUCUUCCCGCACCAGGAGAACGCGCCCUCCACGUCUUCUGGGGCCACUGGCACUUCCUUCUCCUCUGUGCAGACAGAGCCUUAUCAACCCCCAGAGCAGGCAUCCGUAGCGCAGGAGGAGCAGGGGAUACUUAACAGGCCCUCUGCUUUCAGCACAGUUCAGAGCAGCACUGCUGGCAACACCCUGCGCAACCUUAGCCUGGGCCCCACACGGCGGUCCCUCAGCGGGCCCUUGGCAGGCCACCAGUCCCGGUACCAACAGUCUGCGAGAGAGAUGGCUUCUGGCUUAGGCGGGUCUGACUGGUCCAGGACAGUGCUGAACAUGAGCUCUCGGUCAGAGCUGGAAGCCAUGCCUCCCCCUAGGACCAGUGCCUCCUCCGUGAGCUUGCUGUCGGUGCUGAGGCAGCAGGAGGGAGCUUCCCAGGCAUCGGUCUAUACCUCUGCGACAGAAGGGAGGGGCUUUCUGGCCCCAGGGGCUGAGGUGGACAGUGGUGGUGGGGCUGGCCCGAGCAAUCCGGCCAGCAUCCGUAAUGAGCUCCAUUGUGAUUUGAGGCGAUUCUUCCUGGAAUAUGACCGGCUUCAGGAGUUAGAUCAGGGGAUUGGUGGGGGGCCCAGCCAGUCAGGGCACUGGGAGAGAGUUUACAGCCAGUCGGCUUCAAGCAGACCUGGGAAUGUAUCACAGGAGGCCUUAAACCAAGAAAUGCCUGAGGAAAGCUCAGAGGAGGAUUCACUCAGGAGGAGGUUGCUGGAGUCUUCCCUCAUUUCAUUAUCUCGCUAUGAUGGAGCAGGGUCCCGGGAACAUCCGAUCUACCCAGAUCCAGCCAGGUUGUCUCCUGCUGCAUAUUAUGCUCAGAGGAUGAUCCAGUAUCUUUCCCGGAGGGACAGUAUUCGACAGCGGUCUAUGCGAUACCAACAAAACCGUCUCCGCUCUUCCCCCUCCUCUUCUUCCACUUCAGAGAAUUCGAGUCCAUCUGUAGAGGGAAACGAUAUAGAAUUUGAAGAUUUUGAGGACAAUGGAGAUCGAUCCAGGCACCGAGCUCCCCGGAAUGCCCGCAUGUCUGCACCAUCACUGGGGCGCUUUGUCCCAAGACGCUUCUUGCUACCAGAGUACUUGCCUUAUGCUGGGAUUUUCCAUGAAAGGGGACAGCCUGGCUUGGCCACCCAUUCCUCUGUCAACAGGGUUUUGGCAGGUGCUGUGAUUGGGGAUGGACAGUCAGCUGUGGCCAGCAACAUUGCCAACACCACCUACCGGCUCCAGUGGUGGGACUUCACUAAAUUUGAUUUGCCUGAAAUCAGCAAUGCCUCUGUGAACGUGCUUGUUCAAAACUGCAAGAUUUACAACGAUGCUAGCUGCGAUAUCUCUGCUGAUGGGCAACUGCUGGCAGCCUUCAUUCCCAGCAGUCAAAGAGGCUUCCCUGAUGAGGGAAUACUGGCUGUGUAUUCUCUGGCACCCCACAACUUGGGCGAGAUGCUUUACACAAAGCGAUUUGGUCCUAAUGCCAUCUCUGUGAGCCUCUCUCCAAUGGGCAGAUACGUAAUGGUGGGACUGGCUUCCCGACGCAUCCUCUUGCACCCGUCCACAGAACACAUGGUUGCUCAAGUCUUCAGGCUGCAACAGCCCCAUGGUGGAGAAACCUCUAUGAGGAGAGUUUUCAACGUUCUGUACCCAAUGCCUGCCGAUCAGAGAAGACAUGUCAGCAUAAACUCUGCUCGAUGGCUGCCUGAGCCAGGCCUGGGAUUGGCGUAUGGCACCAACAAAGGGGACCUGGUGAUUUGCCGACCAGAGGCCUUAAACUCUGGAGUUGAGUACCACUGGGACCAGCUGAAUGAGAACGUCUUCGCUGUGCAUUCCAGCAGCAGGAGCACUGAGCGACCUGGAACCAGCAGAGCCACAUGGAGGACAGACAGGGACAUGGGCCUGAUGAAUGCCAUAGGCCUGCAACCCCGAAAUCCCCCCACCUCUGUGACUUCUGUACAGGAGCAGGAAUCCGCCUCUGCAGGGACUGGGGAAGGUGAAGGUCCAGAAUAUGAAGCCAGUGGUGAGGAUGCCCUGAGUAGGAUCCAAAGGCUGAUGGCAGAAGGUGGCAUGACUGCUGUGGUCCAGCAGGAGCAGUCCAGCUCACAGCAGCUGGCAGCCGAGCUGGAGGGACGGAUCCUGUCGGAGUCUAUGCAGCUGUCAGAGCAUGGCCUGAGCCCGCGGACAGCCCCUGGUGGGAGUGAAGGACAAAGUGCUGGGGAUCUGGACCUGCUGGAGCAGGCCCAGUCCUCCAUGGACACUGAGGGACCAACUGAAUACGGUGACCUAACUAAUAAUAACCAUCUUCCUGACAGUACCAACUUCUAUAGUAAUGACAGCACCAGUGGGGAGUCGCGGAACAGGUAGAGAUUGAGUCGUGUGUUGGUGCUACCCUUGUACUGCUCAGCAGAGACCUGUACCUCACAGCUGGCCAGGAGCUGGAAGAGUAGGGACAUUUGGCUCUGACAGGAUGCUGGCGGUUCAGAGGGCUCCUUGAUCCUGGGUGAGUGGGAAGGGACAAGGACUGCAAGGGAAGCCAUGGGGAAGAAAGCAUACUUCACUUGCAACAUUCCCACUGCCAAAGCGUUGGCAGGAAUAUGAACCAUACUGGCUGCACAUCAUGCAGAUUUUGAAGCCCCAUGGGAUCCCCUGAGCUCAGCCCUGACCCUGCAAUUUGGUCAGUGUCAUCCUUUGUAAAGCAGCUUUCCUUUCCUCUUUCCUGCCCUUUUAUGCCUGGGCGCUGGUGAUCAGGAUGCAGUUCGUGCAAGGAUGUUCUAAGCUGUGCCAGUAUUAACGUGAAUGAGCCGUCCCAGUGGCGUGGUGCCAGGACUGAGCUGCACCUCCUUGGCAGGGGGCAGGAAACGUCUUUCAGCUCCAGGCCAGGCUGUGAGGUAUGGGUCUGUGAUGUAAGGUGUUGCAUGUGAAAGCUUGACCUUGUACAGGUAGUUUCUAGUGGAGAUAUCAAGGCUCUGGCAUUUUGGUUUUAGUCUCAAAUGUGAUUUUCCUUUUCGUUUGUAACUCUCCAUCCCUAGCAGGCUUGUGGAGGAAGGACAGGGAGAGCGUGAGUGCUAAUGAGGGAAACACCAAAGAUCAAUGUCAUUAAAAUAUGACAAACCCUU